Molecule: messenger RNA, 486 nt
Organism: Rotaria sp. Silwood1
Lineage: Eukaryota; Metazoa; Rotifera; Eurotatoria; Philodinida; Philodinidae
Source: the annotation of a GenBank genome assembly
AUGAUGGGAAAAUAUUCUUUAACAAAAAGACGUCAUUCUCAUCAAUCGAAAAUUUUUCAUACUGAACAAGAAACAACAUUGAUAUUAAAUAAAAUUGAACAUGCAAAUACUACAAUUCGUUUAAAAAAUCGAACAAAUACAUCAUUUCGACCACUUGCCGCUUCUACACCAUACGAUAUUGAACAAUCAAAUCCAUUCAAUGAUGGCUCCCCACAUUCUAUCAUGAAACAUCAACGAUUAUUAUUAACACCACCUAUUUAUUGUAGUACACCAAAACAAAUUCGUCGUCCAAUUCCUAAUAAUAACAGUCAUAGACGAUCAACAUCAUCAUUCAAACAAAAAUGUUUUCUUGAUCAACAUCCACCAAUACCGAUUAUAUCUCAACGUCGAUUACAAUUCACACCUAAUUCUCAAUCAAUUGUACAAUAUUCAAAUGAUGAUAUAAGAAGAAUAAACAUUAAAAAUAUUAAAAUAUGGCUAUUGUAA